This is a messenger RNA of Paramuricea clavata, 1047 nucleotides long. Lineage: Eukaryota; Metazoa; Cnidaria; Anthozoa; Malacalcyonacea; Plexauridae. The record is from the annotation of a GenBank genome assembly.
AUGAUGAAUGAGAGUUGGGAGGACAUCAAAGCAAUGGAAUAUGAGAACCAGGUUGAAUUAAUUAUAACAAAGAAAAUUAUACUUAUUUUUGUCGCCAUUUUUACCAUUUUGGACAAUACCAUGGUUCUGGCUGCUACAUGGAGAGAAAGGAGUUUUCAUCAACCAAAUAAAUAUUUUAUUGCUUGUCUCGCUGUCGCUGAUCUUUUGGUUGGUAUGUUUGUAGCCCCACUGGAGCUGUUUCAACUAAAUCUCGAUUAUAAAUCAAGAGGGAUAAUGUUCACCUAUCUAUGUCGUUUUAUGAUGUGGAUAGAUACAUUCGCGUUAACAGCCUCUAUUUCUUCACUGACAUUCAUCAGUUUCAACCGAUAUCUAAAAAUUAGGAAGCCCCUUCAGUACAGAUCCACAAUGACAACUUCCAAAUCAUUAAAAAUGAUCUUUAUCAUUUGGUUCAUUUCAACUGCUUUUGCCACCUACAGCGCCACUCCAUGUUCAGGAAACGAGGGAAUCCGGCUGGUAGAUGCAUAUGGUUUAUGUCCUAGGAUCUAUCAGGUUUAUUGGAGAAGUAAAGGAUUCUUUACUUUUCUGGCAGUAGGUGUGUUUUUUCUACCCACCGUAGUCAUACUGAUUAUGUAUUCUCUCAUUUAUGUUGUUGUUCGUAAACGACGAAAGAUGAUGCGAGAUGGCGAACAGGGUCAAACCUGCAUUGAUCGAAACCAACUAAAUGUCUUUCGUCAAGAUCUGAAGGCUAUACGAAUGUUGUUGAUUGUCGUGGGAGUCUUUGUGCUUUGUUGGGGUCCUUAUUUUAUUUAUACAUUGUAUGCGUUCCAAAAUCUCUUUCUUAUUGAUUGGCCUAGCAGGCGUUAUACGUUCAUAGCUGAAUUCGUAAUACACACACUUCCUUAUAUUAACAGUCUGUGCAAUCCAAUAAUUUAUGCCUGUUUCGAUCAAACGUACAGACAGGCUUUCAAAAAUCUGUUUCGCCGAAUGAUGCGCCGAACAAGCUCAAGAGUACGACGACCACCAAACGAAAUAGAGUUACGUCCAUGA